GCCUAAAGUUUUUAAGUCUUUAACUUGAAGAGCAAAUUGUAUUACACGGAAAUUAUGAUUUAUUUUCAUUUCAAUAAGUUUUUACAUCAUUCAGUAGCAUCCAUUUGGAAAAUAUCCUUAAUUAAAUCAUCUAGUUUCACAAAAAAUAUAAAUAAUAAAUUUCAUUUAUCAAAAAAAUACCAAAGCCAAGGCAAAAAUGUUUGGUUGGAGUACAGCAAUCUAGAUGCAGAAUAUAAACCAGUAAAUCUUGGUCCAGGCGUUCCAGAUUUUGCACCCUGUGAUUUUAUUACAAAUGCAUUAAAGGAUGUUGCAUGUGGUGAAAAUAAAUUUCAUCAAUAUGCUCGUGAAUAUGGACAUCUAAAUUUAGUAAAAAUACUAACAAAAUUGUAUACACGAUUAAUUGGACAUCAAAUUGAUCUAAAUAAUGAAAUAGUUAUCACGGUUGGUGCGUAUGAAGCGUUACAUGCAGCAAUUUUGGGACAUGUUCAUAAGAACGAUGAAGUUAUUAUUAUUGAACCAUUUUUUGAUUGUUAUGCACCAAUGGUACGCUUAGCUGGUGGCAUACCAAAAUUUAUACCACUUAAACCAACUAAAACUUCAGGUAUAAUUCAUGGAUCAGAUUGGGUAUUGGAUAAUAAUGAAUUAGAAAGUUUAUUUAAUGAAAAAACUAAAAUGAUAAUUCUAAAUACACCUCAUAAUCCCAUGGGAAAAGUUUUCACAAUAAACGAACUUCAAGUAAUUGCUGAUCUAUGUCAAAAAUGGAAUGUUUUAUGUUUAUCAGAUGAAGUUUAUGAGUGGUUAAUUUACGAACCAUAUAAACAUGUACGAAUCGCCUCACUACCAGGUAUGUGGGAACAUACUCUAACAAUAGGCUCAGCGGGGAAAACUUUUGGUGUUACGGGCUGGCGUAUUGGAUGGGUUUAUGGACCCGCAAAUUUAAUGUCGAAUUUACGAGCUGUUCAUCAACAAUGUGUCUUUCAGAACAACACUCCAUGCCAGGAAGCUGUAGCACGAGUUUUAGAAACAGAAUGUAAUCGAUUUGGUUCAAAAGACAGUUAUUUUGUUACAAUGCCACAACAAUUUAAGGAAAAACGGGAUUAUUUUAUAAAAGUCUUAUCCGAUAUCGGAAUGAUUCCAACUGUUCCAGAUGGUGGAUAUUCCAUUAUAGCUGAUUGGAGUCCUUUGGAGUCCCAAAUUGAUUUAACCAGUGAAAAAGACACGUAUAAAGAUUAUCGAUUUACAAAAUGGAUGGUGAAACAUGUUAAGCUAUUAGGUAUUCCACCUUCAGCAUUUUAUAGUACAGAACACAAAUCCAUGGCUGGUAAUUACAUAAGGUUUUGCUUUAUCAAAAAACCAGAAACACUAAUUGAUGCUGGUGAAAUGUUGAAGGCAUGGAGUCUAAAUUUAUCCCCUAUACAAAUUUCAAGGCAUAAUUGACAUUUUGCUGCCAACAUGUAGUUGGCAGCUUACCGUAAAAAUGUUGACACGUCCGAUAAAAGCAAACAAUUUUUGCCAGGCACUGGUCAGGUACUAAAAUCCAAUAUGGCAGACAUAAAAAUUUAAAAAAAAAAAAAUGAAAGCAGAGUAAAAGAAAAUGGAAGAUUCAGCCGUCUUAAAGACUUUCAUAUCAAUUUGGAAAAGUUCAUCAGAUUGGCAAUCACAAUGAUUUUCGAUCAUGAUUGGGCAUGUAUAUAUAUCAGCCUUUAAAAACAUAAAUAAG
Messenger RNA from Chrysoperla carnea, 1720 nucleotides. Its product is annotated as kynurenine aminotransferase-like. The transcript has 8 exons. Gene Ontology annotation, biological process: biosynthetic process. Gene Ontology annotation, molecular function: L-kynurenine:2-oxoglutarate transaminase activity; pyridoxal phosphate binding. Gene Ontology annotation, cellular component: cytoplasm; mitochondrion. The record is from RefSeq and is a predicted model, not a curated record. NCBI's taxonomy places the organism in Eukaryota, Metazoa, Arthropoda, Insecta, Neuroptera, Chrysopidae. The coding region runs from base 55 to 1437 and encodes 460 amino acids.